This is a messenger RNA of Oncorhynchus keta (chum salmon), 7576 nucleotides long. RefSeq names its product transcription factor SOX-5-like. The record is from RefSeq and is a predicted model, not a curated record. The transcript is spliced from 18 exons. NCBI's taxonomy places the organism in Eukaryota, Metazoa, Chordata, Actinopteri, Salmoniformes, Salmonidae. Bases 1613 to 3964 code for a protein of 783 amino acids. Gene Ontology annotation, cellular component: nucleus. Gene Ontology annotation, molecular function: DNA-binding transcription factor activity, RNA polymerase II-specific; RNA polymerase II cis-regulatory region sequence-specific DNA binding. Gene Ontology annotation, biological process: positive regulation of chondrocyte differentiation; cell fate commitment; regulation of transcription by RNA polymerase II.
AAUAACACCUGGGCACCAACAAAACAACUGACUGUUCUCUCAGGGCAGACCCUAGCUUUUUGCGGGGCCUAAGCAAUAUUUUGUUUGGCCCUCCAGGGCAAAACAUUUUAGUGGGCCCCCUAGCUUGAUGGCGGAGAGAAACAAAUAUUGCAGUUUUAAAGAAAGUUUGCUGCAAUUUCACACAUUUUGCCAUAGGGUGGAGACAUUUUUUCAGUUUUAAAGCUAAUUUCCUGUUAUUGUACCCAUUUUGCCAUGACUUAUGUCAUGUUAAUAUGAUAUCUGAGCUAGAGUAACUAACAAAAUCAAUGGGGGACCCCUGGGCACGUGCCCUUUGUGCCCGGUCAUACUUCGACCAUGAUUACUACAAGUUUAGAUAGCUGGCUAGAUUAAUUUACCCAUAUAAAACAUGUUAGAUGACAUGGGCUAAUUGACCCCCGACUGAGAUCCUAUUUUUUGGGGUCAGCCAGCUAGUAGCUGAGGGCCCUAAGCGACCGCUUAUUCCUGGGGUAAAAGAGAGAGAGAGAGAGAGAGAGAGAGAGAGAUAUGCAGCUCCUGAGGAGUUCAUUGGGAGCAGAGAAAAUUCGAGAUGACAACCCCACUUAUUGCUCUUGACAUUUGGUCAGCGCCUUGGUGCACAUGCGCAGCGUGAGCCGCACCAAGGGGCUAGCCAGGGCGGACGGUGCUCUGAUGAGCUGCUAGUGCAGAGCAGCUGAGGAUAGAUAAUAACGUGUGUCAAACCUGACUUAUGCGGUCACUCCAUUUAGACAUCCCGUUACUUGACACAUUUGCAACCCCUUCUCUCCAACAUCUCAGAGCAGUGAGGGAAAUUCUCUCAUAUGGGCUAACUUUGGAAUAGAAAAGUUCCUCCGAGUUGCGCUUUGCUCCUUGUGUUACAGAAUUGCGACGUAAAAGGCCCAUCUCUUGAACCGUGAAAGCGAAUUGGACAGGAACGAACAUUUGAGUUUUUGACAACAUUAGAAGCACAUUUUCUAUGCUCUGCUGCCUAUCACCCCUAGCCUCUUCUGCACAAUACUGUGGCAUUAACAAGGUGCGCAGGAAAACACACCUUUGAGCUGAGAGCGCACGCAGAGACAAUCUAAAACUGUUGUUCUAGCCUACAGUUUGACUUAUAGCCUUGGCCAGUAUUAUAUAAACUAUCUCCAGUUUUAACCCGCCUCCAUAGGUGACAGUUAUUUUUUUUGUCUCAGUGCCACUAAACAAAUUGACUUCUCCUCCCCUCUGUCCCUUCCUUGCCUUUUGUAUAUUGUUCUUGCCGCUGCGUGUUGGUUUUGUCUGUGAAGCCGCCGGAUGACCAGAGCACGGAUUUCACCUCGUCCUUAAGAGAGACAGAGGAGAUAAUAAGAAGAGAGAGAGAGAGCGACACACACAAAUUACCCCUACACACAGCGACCGACCCGAUAUCGAGACACGAGGAAGACGCCAUCAUCACCGAGACCUCGGGUGAAGCCUCUCUCUGAUGGGUAUCCAGUCCACCCAGUCAUCCCUUCAGGGACGUUAGUAGGGGUCGGUGGAGCCUAGUCUUCUCUCACCCUGGACUAAAGUGACUCCAGCUUCAGAACUGAACCACACAGCACCACCACUCACUGACUGGAUGUCUUCCAAGCGACCAAUCUCUCCAUAUGGGGGGACAGAUGGAGAGGUAGUCAUGGCAACCAGCAGACAGAGACUGGAAGAGGAAGAGAGAGAUGAUGGACAGGCUGUCAUGCACCUCCCCCUGACUCCCUACUGCAGCAAGGUGUCCCCCCGCUCGCCCCGCCCCCUGGACAGCCCCCCCACCCUGCACAGUGCCAUGGACCAGGAUGGCAGUAAGGGUUGGUCUCUGAGCCCCUACCCCCAGCACAACUCCUCUACCUCUCCAGGCAGUAAGCAGCAGGUGGAGGAGGGGGGUUCCGGGGCCGCAGCGCUGGGGACCCCAGAGAGACGUAAGGGCAGCCUGGCUGACGUGGUGGACACACUGAAACAGAGGAAGAUGGAGGAGCUCAUCAAAAACGAACCAGAAGAAGCCCCCAGCAUUGAGAGGCUGUUGUCUAAGGACUGGAAGGACAAGCUGUUGGCCAUGGGAUCAGGACAUUUUGGAGAAAUCAAAGGUACCUCAGAAAGCCUAGCAGAGAAGGAGCGCCAGCUGAUGGGCAUGAUCAGCCAGCUGAGCAGCCUGAGGGAGCAGCUCCUGGCGGCCCACGAUGAGCAGAAGAAACUGGCCGCCUCGCAGAUCGAGAAGCAGCGGCAACAGAUGGAGCUGGCCAAGCAACAACAGGACCAGAUUGCUCGGCAACAGCAACAGCUUCUGCAGCAGCAACACAAAAUCAACCUCCUGCAGCAACAGAUCCAGCAGGUCCAGGGGCAGCUGCCUCCGUUGAUGAUCCCUGUGUUCCCUCCAGACCAGAGGACUCUGGCUGUAGCUGCUGCCCAGCAAGGCUUCCUGCUGCCCCCCGGAUUCAACUACAAACCAGGCUGCAGUGACCCUUACCCUCUCCAGCUGGUCCCUACUACCAUGGCAGCAGCUGCUGCCGCGGCAACGCCAGGCCUCGGUCAACUACAGCUCCAGGGACGGAGAGGGUCUGAAGUGGGGAUCGACAGGACUAUUGAACAGUUUGGAGUAGACUCCAACUACAACAACCCAGCCUGGUGGUGCUUACAGCAGCUGUAUGCAGCUCAGCUGGCAGCGAUGCAGGUGUCCCCAGGGGCCAAACACAGCAGUAUGCCCCAGACCAACCUGAACACCCACUCUCCCACCAACACACACCAUGAGAAGAGCCGCAGCACCCCGCCGCCCAAACCCAAGGACGAGGGUGCUCAGCCCCUGAACCUGUCGUCCAAGCCUAAGACAGCAAGCGAGAGCAAGUCACCCACCUCCCCCGCUUCCCCACAGGUCCCCACCAUGAAGCUGGGUCACCAUGGCACCGGGUCCAUGAAACACAGCACAGCCCCCUCCAGCAUCGGAGGACCACCGUCCAGAGUCAGCUCCAUAGACCUGCUGUCAUCCCUGUCCUCGGGGGGCUAUCUGAACGACCACGAGGCUGUGACCAAGGCCUUCGCUGAGGCCAGACAGAUGAAGGAGCAGCUGAAGAGAGAACAGCAGGUGUUGGACGCCAAGGUGGCCGCCGUCAACAACCUCAGCCUGAACAACGGGCGCUCCGACAAGGUCAGAUAUGACAAGGCAGCUCUGGAGAGUCUGAGCCACCAGCUGAAGCAGCAGUCAGAGGACAGAGAGAAGUUCAGCCAUGCCAUGAUGGACUUCACCAUGAGUGGAGACUCAGAUGGCAGCCCCAGUGUUUCUGAUUCCAGGAUGUUCCGUGAGGCCCGGGGCCGAGGCAACAGCGAACCGCACAUUAAACGACCCAUGAAUGCUUUCAUGGUCUGGGCAAAGGAUGAGAGGAGGAAGAUUCUCCAGGCUUUCCCCGACAUGCACAACUCCAACAUCAGCAAAAUCCUCGGUUCUCGUUGGAAGUCCAUGACUAACCUGGAGAAGCAGCCGUACUAUGAGGAGCAGGCCAGGCUGAGCAAGCAGCACCUGGAGAAGUACCCGGACUACAAGUACAAACCCCGGCCCAAACGGACUUGUCUGGUGGACGGGAAGAAGCUGAGGAUUGGAGAGUACAAGGCCAUUAUGAGGAACCGCCGGCAGGAGAUGAGACAGUACUUCACUGUGGGACAACAGGCCCAGCUGCCCUUGUCCUCGGCGGGCGUGGUGUACCCAGGUGCCCUCUCCAUGGCAGGCUUGCCCUCCCCCCAGAUGCCCUCGGAGCACUCCUCACUGUCCAGUAGCCCCGAGCCCGUCGCCCCACCCCUCCAGACCCCCUACCAUCCCAGCCUCAAGGGAGACGAGACCCGAGUCAAACAGGAGGCACUGCGAUUGGACGACAGCAACGGUGAUGCGUACGACGACUUCGAUUAUGAGGACGAGGAGGGAGAUUAUGGAAGCGAUAACGACAACCACCAAUAAUCUGGAAGCAGAGCCAAUCAGAAUCAGAUACCCAGCUUCUUGCUGCAAACACCCCCGUCCGUCCACCAAUCCUGAGAGACUAUCCGUCCCUUAUAUCCAAUCACAUUCAAUGUCACAAACCUCGCCCUCCUUUACCACUUAACCAACAAGGACUCUGGAACCUCAGAGCCAAGCCCCUCCCAUUGGAAUCUCGAUACCAGCAACCGACCAAUCAAAUCAAGCACAGGACCUGUCACUCACACUGACUGUUACACAGACUGGAGUCUAGGAGGAGACGAGUUGAUUGCCGUGACUUCUGCUGAGUACUACACAGUACUACAGCGGACUAACAAAGUACUACGAAGUACUACAGAGUACUAGAGUAUUACUGCUGUGUACGCCAUAAAGGCAAGAUGAGAUACACAUUAUGUCAUGAGUAAGCUACUAUAUGAGGAGAAAACACAGAAAAAACAACCUUUUAGACCAGUUUGACUUCAAAGAGACAUUUUUGUUUUUAAACAGCAGGCCUGUCAGUUGAUUAAAGAUACACUUUAAAAUGGCCGACCUGCUUGUUUAUGAAAGAGACACUUUUAAAACAGCUUUUUUUCUUGGUUCUAUGAUAUUCUCACUCAGGUACACGGUGCCAACAAGUGGCUUGUGAAUGUGAUUUGUUGUUUUUGUGCUACAGUUUUAAUAAUAGAUACAAAAUAGACAUUUUUCCCUUUUCAUUGUAAAGCACCUGACAGAAGUCAAAGCAAAACUUUUUAUUUAGAAUUCUUCUUCUUUCUUCAACUCUGCGGUGUACUGUCAGCAGAUAUCCUCCCUCUGUGUGUGUGACUCCCCUUAUGAGAGUCAAAAUGGGAAAGUCCAGUCAGGGCCACCGCCAUGUGUUGGACAGUGAGGGCCGGCUCACUUCAGGGGACUGUGGGGGGACCUCAGUCUCUCAUCAUGGGUCAUCUUGGACAGUACUGUGUAAUGAGACAAUCUCCCACCAUCCCUCUUCUCUCCUUUUACACUCGUUCUUUUACCCUUUCUUUGGCUUUCCUUUUGAUUCUGAUCAUGAGGACUUUGUGUCUUUGGAAGGUACAAACAAGGGUUUAUUUUAGAUAUGAAACACCUCCUUGUAUGUGUGUGAGAGUGUGUGUAAGCAAGCUCGCUGUGCGUGUGUGUGUGUUUAGUCUGUGUGAGCUGGUUUAGUCAUCACUAGACACUAGAUCCCAGAACUCUGUCCCUUUCCAAGACAAACAGAAACACUGGAGUUUCCCCUGUGAGCCCCCAGUACUUCAGUAUCCUGGUGUAUAGAGACAGAGAAAGCCCUAUUCCUGGUGUACAGAGACAGAGAAAGCCCUAUGACUCUCUUGUACACUCACACACACACACACACAUCCCAAAGCCCCAGUUCCCCAAUCGAAACCCCACAACAACUCUACUCCGCUGCCAACUGAUCCAGCCAGCACCACAAGCCAACAACUCUUACCCACAACCCAAACCCUCUCGUAAUAUACUCCCAACUGAUAUCACACAAAAUUGGUGUGUAUUUUGUUCUAGAAGUUUUGGUGUGUUCCUGCGGGCUUCUACUGGUAGUUUUGAGUAUUUGCUGUCUGUCCCCUUUCUGUCCCUCUCUCUGAGAGUUCCCCUCUAUGUCCCCCUGUGUCUUACUCUGUCCCCGUCCGCGUCCCCAAAACACGUCAUUCUGCUGUUCUUAUUGGGAGGAGCUGAUGGUCAUAUCAACACGUCAGUGUUUCCUUUGUAUUUCAAUACUGUAUUUUAUUAUUUUUAUUCAAACUGCCUCUAGUGUAAUAAUAUUAUUAACAAUAAUUAUAAUGAUGGUCAGCGUUUCUUUCAAUUUGAGUAAGUUAUGUACAGUAUAAUUUAUUUUGGCCUCUUAUUGGGUUUAUUACGACCCAUAUGAAACUUCUUCGGUCAAUGAAGCAUUGUUAUAUUUAGCUGGUUUAGAGUAUUUACAUCUAAUGUUGUCCUUUUACUUUUUACUUUAUUUGCCAAUUUGCAUAUUCUUUGGUUUCUGUUUUUAUCUGUCCUGUUUGUUUAGUAUUAAUCCUAUAUGGACGCUGGGUGAGGAGGAGGAGCGGCACGGACGGCAGCUGUCGCUCUUCGCCAAGGAGACUGGACUUUCUAUUCACUAACUCUCUCCCCAUCCGCGUCCCUCAGCUUGACAACGUAACCCUUUUAUGUCCAAACCCACUUCUAAAAGCACUCAGACACUCUGUGUGGUCAGAGAAAAGAAGGUGAUCUUUGUUUGUUUGUUUGUAAUGGUUCAUGUAUAAUGUGAAGUUUCUUCUACUUUCUUUCUUUUUAUGAAGAUAAAAGAAAACGGUUAUAUUAUUCUAUUCUGUUCUGUUUCCUCUGAACAAAGGAGCGAGGCUCUCGUUUACUAGGGUUGCUAUUUACACUGAGAUGCCGUGGAACAUCGUUGAGGCUGGCGGACACAGAGACACACAGACACAGCAGACUCACAAAUUAUUAGCAGACACAGUUGUGCAAAAUUCGAAUAACACGAUCAGGAUUUUGAUCAAAUUAGGACAUGAUCAGAACACACACACACACACACACACACACACACCGCACAUUUGCGACCCAUAGGAAAAUCAGUGUUUACUUUGCCUAUUCCACAAUGUUCUACAGCAUAACCUGACAUUCAGUUAGUAAUGACCUGUCAUAUCUAUGUGACUCCAGAACUCUGGGGACUUUACUUUGUUUUAGCUCCACACUAUGACCUAGCCAUGUCCACUCACUCUACAGGUGUGCUGCCAGAUAGUGACCCAGCCCGGUCAUGCUUGCUGCAGAUGUUUACUCUGACACAAUCAAUCACAACCAUGCCUAUUGCCAGAUAGUGAGCCUCCCAGUCAAUCAUACUUGGCCAUAUAGACAACCUCACAAUCAGGCCACAGUGAGACCUAAUGCUGGAGAAAUGGUGUCCUGUAUUCUGGCUGGAAGCUGUAGGUUAGAUUAGUAGGCUAGACAGCGUGGGGAAAAGGAGGGGUUUACAAGUUCAAUCAUUCCAGCUUGCUAGGUCUGCCACAUACUGAGGUAUUAUACUGUACUUAGGGCCAGGAGUUUUGUGACCUGACCAGGACAAACACUUGGCUCUAGUUAUACUAAUGAAUAGAGUCCAACGUUUUUCAUGAGCAGGUUGACAGGAUGAUAGGCCCUGGUGAUGUUGGGUGAUACAGCGAUGAUGGUGACCAUGAUCGCGAUGAAGAGGAUGAUGAUGAUAAUAAUAAUGAAGACAAUCAAAUGUCACGAGUGGAGCUCAAAACAAAGCCAGAGUUAGUCAAAAAAAAGAAACACGUAUCUGACCAUCUCAACUUGACAAAUGGAGAAAGAUAAUUAUGUACAUAUAACAUAGAGUUAUAGAUUUAUAUUUUGUUCAUAACACAGUGUAAUAUAAGUUGUAUAUUUCUUUUUCUCUUUUAUUGGUGUUAUUCAUGCUACAAUAAAAUCAGGAGUUGAUGUACUCUUACAACAAAAAAAAGAAGAAAAAUGACAAAUAAACGAAGGAAACAACAAAAAAAGAGAGGCUGUGGGCUUGCCAUGCACCAUCUGUUCCGAGUUCACUUUUUUCAGUAUUAUUGCCAGUCGAGGCUUUAAUAAAAACAGCGAUGUGUUCUGUAA